AGGUUAGGGUACGCGUUAGGGCUAGGUCCAGGGUUAGGGUUACGGUUGGGGUUAGCGCUAGCCCUGUUUACAUCUCGUCAUCUUUGUUUUGACCAAACUUGAAGUUGGCCUUAAUAUGAAAUAGAUCGAGCCCAAAUAUCUAGUACACUGCACUGAAUGCGGACGAAUCGAUAGUCUUUGUGGUCACGAGGGUGGCAUGUGACCUGUUAGUCAGUCAUAUGAUCAAAACACUGGCAAUAUCAUUUUAGAUAGGAAGAUUUCUAAUCCGUUAGUCAGGGUAUCCUCACCAGUCAGUAUACAGAAAGCAAGAGGUAUGAUGGAAGGGAAAAUUGUUUGCUUAGUUGUAGUUUUGACUCUGUCCGUAGCUACGACAGAAGAGUUGAAAUUCAAAUCACUCAAAGCCACUAAAUCACCAUGCUACAAGCCGAUGCUAGACUACAAACCAGUCAGAACUUACCCACGUCCACAAGAAUUAAGAAAGGUAGAUUUACCUGCAGGAUUUGAUUGGAGAAAUGUAAAUGGAACUAACUAUGCCAGCACAACAAGAAAUCAACACAUUCCACAAUAUUGUGGAUCAUGUUGGGGUAUGGGAUCAACCAGUGCUAUAGCCGACCGUAUUAAUAUCAAAAGAAAGGGUGCCUGGCCUUCUGCUUAUCUCUCUGUUCAACAUGUUCUGGAUUGUGCUAAUGCAGGAACUUGUCAUGGCGGUGAUGAUAGGGCUGUAUAUGAUUAUGCUAAUAAACACGGCAUUCCUGAUGAAACUUGCAAUAACUAUCAAGCUAAAGACCAGGAAUGCGAUAAUUUCAAUGCAUGUGGUACCUGUACAACAUUUGGUGAAUGCUCGCAGCUUCAAAACUAUACUCUGUGGAAAGUCGCUGAUCACGGUGCUCUGGAAGGAAGAGCUGAUAUGAUGGCAGAAAUAUAUCACAAUGGUCCCAUUAGUUGUGGUAUCAUGGCUACUGCUGGUUUAGAAAAGUAUAAAGGCGGAGUUUAUUCUGAAUACUCAACAUCACCUGGUAUCAAUCAUAUUAUAUCAGUUGCUGGAUGGGGUGUAGAUUCUGUUGAUGGAGAAUACUGGAUCGUCAGAAAUUCCUGGGGAAAUCCAUGGGGUGAACGAGGAUGGUUCCGUAUUGUAACUAGUGCUGGUCUAGGAGGUAAAGGUGAUAAUUAUAACUUAGCUAUAGAAACACAAUGUGCUUUUGCUGAUGUUAUUGUUCCACCAGGUUAUUAAGUGUUUUCAUCUACCGUCACAAUGUGAUAUUGUUAUAAAGUACAUUUUUCAUAUUUGUAAAAAAAGGUUUUUAAAUAAAUUAUUUUAUGUACAGA
This is a messenger RNA of Patella vulgata (common limpet), 1326 nucleotides long. Its product is annotated as cathepsin Z. The transcript is spliced from 7 exons. The record is from RefSeq and is a predicted model, not a curated record. NCBI's taxonomy places the organism in Eukaryota, Metazoa, Mollusca, Gastropoda, Patellidae. Gene Ontology annotation, cellular component: lysosome. Gene Ontology annotation, molecular function: cysteine-type endopeptidase activity. Bases 314 to 1231 code for a protein of 305 amino acids.